GGUUUUUCAAUUCAAUGGACUCUUAAUAUUUUCGUUCCGUCACCCCUGAUAUUUUGAUUUUCCAGUUUAUUUCAAUCUUUGUGACAUCUUCAAAUCGAGUCUAUUUGAAUUUGGGAUAUAAAUUUUCGUGAAAAAUAUUUCAAGCUUUCUUCUCUGUUUGUCUCACUCUCACACACACCCACACACUUGCUCUCUCUAUCUCUUUCGCCGCUGAUUGCGUCUUUGUGUGUGCGCGAGUGUAUGAGUUUUUGGAGGUUUGAAAUGAACAGUUUACAAUCGAUGUAUAAACCAAUCUUAAUUGCAUUAAUUUAUGCGUGCGCCAUUGGUGUGCAUCAGACGUAUGCACAAAACGAAGUGAAAGACCAGUCACGGAACAGUGAUGAAUGCCAGGUGACACCAGUGAUACAUGUACUUCAAUAUCCAGGCUGUGUUCCAAAACCAAUACCAAGUUUUGCGUGCAUCGGACGAUGUUCAAGCUAUCUUCAGGUUUCGGGUAGUAAAAUUUGGCAGAUGGAACGUUCUUGCAUGUGUUGCCAGGAAUCUGGUGAAAGAGAAGCAGCUGUUUCACUAUUUUGCCCCAAAGCAAAACCAGGCGAACGGAAGUUCCGAAAGGUAUCAACGAAAGCACCGUUGGAAUGUAUGUGUCGGCCAUGUUCGGGUGUUGAAGAAACGUCAAUUGUGCCACAAGAAAUUGCCGGCUAUACUGACGAAGGCCCAUUGAAUAAUCAUUUUCGAAAAGCUCAAUUGCAAUGAGCCAUAUAACAUCAUAAAUGAGCGCACUGCAUUUCAAAUGCGACGAAUGACGCAAACAAACAAUUAAAAUAUUAAUUAUAUGAUUGUGAUUUUUGUUUUUCAGUGUUCACUAUUACUAUUUGAAAAACGUGAAAUGAAAUGAUUGAUAUAAAUAAAAACGAGUUUACUUACGAAUCACUUUAAUCCCAUCGUCCA
Molecule: messenger RNA, 948 nt
Organism: Contarinia nasturtii (swede midge)
Lineage: Eukaryota; Metazoa; Arthropoda; Insecta; Diptera; Cecidomyiidae
Gene: Burs
Product: bursicon
Exons: 3
Coding region: 241-753 (170 amino acids)
Biological process (GO): animal organ morphogenesis
Molecular function (GO): BMP binding; receptor ligand activity
Source: RefSeq, a predicted model, not a curated record